Nicotiana attenuata is the source of this 1347-nucleotide messenger RNA. Its product is annotated as cytochrome P450 71A4-like. The coding region runs from base 1 to 1125 and encodes 374 amino acids. Gene Ontology annotation, molecular function: iron ion binding; oxidoreductase activity, acting on paired donors, with incorporation or reduction of molecular oxygen; heme binding. The record is from RefSeq and is a predicted model, not a curated record. The transcript has 3 exons. Lineage: Eukaryota; Viridiplantae; Streptophyta; Magnoliopsida; Solanales; Solanaceae.
AUGACUCCCCAAGUCCGCCACCGUGCCCCUGUAGGCCUGACCGCGGUACCGACCACGGAGGUAAACACAUACGAUACACUACAAUGCACAACUUAUCUUUACAANCAAGAGUGUGAUUCGAGUUCAGUGAUAAACUUAAGAGAUCAUUUAUGUUCUCUAACUGAAAAAGUAAUUAGCAGAGUGGCCUUAGGGAGGAAAUAUAAUGAAGGGGGAAAAGGAAUCAAUGCUAAGGCCGUCCUAGAUGAAUUUGGUGAUCUUUUGGGUACGUUCAACGUCGGGGAUUAUAUUCCGUGGCUUGAAUGGGUCAAUAAAAUCAAUGGUCUUGACACCAAAGUGGAUAAAGUAGCAAAGGAGUUGGAUACAUUUUUGGAGAAUGUGAUUGAAGAACAUAUCAAAAAAGGAGAAUACGGUGCGGGUGAAGCUAAAGACUUAGUGGAUGUUUUGUUGGAAAUUCAGGAUGGAAAUGAAACAGGCUUUCCUCUUCAAAGGGAUUCAUUGAAAGCUCUUCUCUUGGAUAUAUUUACUGCUGGUACGGAUACAACAUAUACAGCUUUAGAGUGGAUAAUGAUAGAGCUUUUGAGGCAUCCAAGAGCCAUGGAAAAAUUACAGAAUGAAGUGCGACAAUUAGCCCAAGGGAAAUCAGAGAUAACAGAGGAUGACUUAGGAAAUAUGCAGUAUCUUAAAGCAGUAAUCAAAGAAACUGUCAGACUCCAUCCGCCGGAUCCACUACUACUUCCUCGAGAAUCAACAGAAGACGUAAAAUUGCUAGGCUAUGACAUACCUGCUAAAACUCAAGUCCUUAUCAAUGUUUGGACAAUUGGAAGAGAUCCUUUAUCGUGGGAUAAUCCGGAGGAGUACCGACCAGAGAGGUUCUUGAAUAGUAAUAUUGAUGUCAAAGGACUAAAUUUUGAGUUGAUUCCCUUUGGUGCAGGCAGGAGGGGCUGUCCAGGAAUUGCUUUUGCUAUUAUUGUAAAUGAGCUAGCAAUAGCGAGGCUUGUGCACAAGUUCAAUUUUGCAUUACCAGAAGGGAUAAAAGGGGAGGAUUUGGAUAUGACUGAAGGCACUGGCAUCACUAUUCGUAGGAAGUCACCUUUGCUAGCAGUGGCCACUCCUUGCUCUAGUUAGGAGUGUUUUUCCUCCAUUUCUUACUAUCACCAAUUCUACAUAUGCACCAAUAUUAGCCAUGGAAAAUAGUUCCCAUCAUUGCUAUGGCUAAUUGUAAUUUUACAAUCUGUAUUAAGCUUACUGGUUUGGCUCCCUUUUUCAGUAUUUAAACAUAUGUUUUAUUUUUUUGUAUGCACGAGUUCUUGAUCUAUUAUGCUUCAAGGAUAACAUUGAUGUACCGAA